GACAUUUAAAAUAUCAAGGUUUUUCAUUUUCACGUUUUUAUUGAUGCAACAGCAUGGGACCGCAUGGACAGAGUAUAGUUUAUUUGAAUUUAAAUGUUGUAAGUAAUCUGUUCUAAUUAAUUAAAUAAUAAUGUCGCACAGAUGUGAAAAUAAGAGGGUGGACGAAAUUACUUUUGAAAACACGCCAGUUGAGGUUACUGAAAAUGUGCAGUUAAAAAAUGUUUUAUUAAAACUUGAAUCUUUAUCAAGAGAAAACGAGCAAAAACUGUUCUUGAAAGAAGUUGUUGAAAUAUGCAUACCUAGUAACCAAGAAAAAAUAACUAAUGUGGCAAUCAAAUGUAUUUUACAUAUUUUUAUAAAAUAUAGUUCAAAAAGGUUUAUUAAAAAAUAUCUUCAAGAUAUCAUAAUUCAAAGAGAUAUAGUGGAUAUUAUAGUUACACGUGUAGCAGUGGAGAUUUUAGAAACCUUUAGAAUUGCAAAAAAAUGCAACAUUAAACUUUGUACUGAUUUAUGUAAUUUUGUAUGUAGUAUGCAGUUUACAACAUUCAACUGUGACCCUCUCAUUGAUAUCUUGUAUCCCCUAUAUUUUAAAGUUUACUGUGGAUUCAUAGAUCAAUUUAGGCCAGAUCGUACAUGUAUUUCCAAUCAAUCUGAAGAGCUGUUAACUUUAGUAAAUAUUGUUUUAAAACAGAUUCUAAUAGUGUUUGGUAAAAAUAUUCCAUAUUUGGAAACUAUAAAAGGAAGUUUUACUCUGAAUCUUAUUUUUUUAUCUCACACUUGUCUUAAAGAAGAAAGAAUUGGGUUUGAUGUAAAAACAAAGGCAGGAUUAAUUUUAGCGAAUGCAUUUAAUAUAACUCCAGAAGUGUAUUUGAAAAAAAUUAAACAUAAGCAAUGUGGUACGAUAGACCUCAUAGAAGAUUAUAAUAAAACCAAAAAAAUUAUUUUAUACGGUCAUGAUUUGACAGUUUUUAGUGAAAAUGAACAAAAAAUUAUUCUUUAUUCGUCAAUUAUAAAUGUAGUAUCGAAAGAAACGCUGUAUAAAAUGGAAGUUAAUGGAAAAAUUUUAAUAUGUGUUUUAUAUGAUGCACUCAUAGAGCAUGCUAAAAGAUGCACUAGUAUUUCCAAUUUAAUUAUUGAAAUAAGUAAAAAUCUGGUAAAUCUCAGUAAGCAAAUGAAAGAACUUCAUUUACUCCACAUGCAGCCACGUUUCAUACAAGGCAUAAUAUUUGCUUGGUCACAUAUUGACCAUUUUGUGGACGCUGUGAAACUUUACUCGAAAGCAUUUUUUGUAGAGUUGGUCAGUAUAGCUGCCGAUCAUCAAAAUAAAGGAUCCAAUGUUCUUUGUGAAAUAUUGAUGGAGAAUGUCAAACGAUUUGGUAGUAAACAAACAAUAAGGUUCAUUGCAUUGGAAUCUGUAGCUACGAAAAUAAGCUGCACAUAUUUGUUGGAACACUGUACAAAACUUGGUGAUGAGCUGUUGAAAGUCACUUCCGAUCCAAGUAUUUCAGAUGAGGCAGCUAAAGCUUACAUAACUAUAAUGGAGAAACAUUAUUCAGAAGUUGAUAACAACACCUGGAUGGAAACUUGGAUAACUCCACCAGCUACAUUGCUCACAAUGUGUGUACAUUGUGCAAAUAUAUGUGAAAACAUUAUUACGAAAGGUUUUCAGUUGCAUCCUGAAAUUUUACGUAAAAUAUUUCCUAAAAAUUACAUUGGAAAUCUUCAAGAGUGUGAAGUAUUAUUGAAAUGUCUUCGGACUGCUCGUCAAAAUAGUUUAGAGCUUGUAAUUGAAAGUCCGGAAAAUUAUAAUUUGUACUGGAGAGGUCUUAUAGAUAAAGAUAAAUUGGAAAGUUUCAUGAUACAUCAAGAGGAUGAGAUUCGAAUUACAGUAUUAGCGGUAAUAAUAGAAACCCAAAAGUCUACAGAAUUAUUUUUAAACUGGGAAUUAGAUUAUUUAAUAAAAUAUAUUCAUUACAAUAUAACCACACAAAUACCACAUAUCAGAAGACAAAUAAUUUCUUAUUACAAGAAAGCUUUAACAAGAUUCAACGCCGGAUUUGCCGUAUUAAGCAGAAAUCUUGGAAAUUUAGAAAAAAGAUUAGUGAUGGGUCAUAGGACACCGGAAGUAUUGAACACCAUAACGAUUUAUAGAGAAUUAAUUGACACUUAUAAAAAGUUCUUAGAUAUUUUUACAAAAUAUUUAAUUUCUAAUCUAACUUUUGAUUCUAAUUAUCCAAGAAGGGCCGUCAGUUUAGAAUUAUUAAUAACGAUUCAAAUAAAUCUCACUGCUGAUAAAUGGCAAUCGUUGUGGACGGAAGAUGACAUUAAAAAUUGUCACAGCAUUUUAUUUGAUUCCUAUGAAUCGAAUAAAAAAAUGGCAGCAAUACUCUUAAAGAAGCUACCAAUAAGUGCAAUUGGAUUUACCAAUGUCGAUUUCACCUUCAAUUAUAUGCAGCGAUGUUUUGAAUUCGCUUUAGCACUUAAACCGUCGAAAACUCUAUCGGCAGCUUACCUGUUACAAGUCUGUGCAACGUCGCCUUUCUUUUUCGAUAUAGUACAGACUGAAAACGAACGCAGAUACGACGAUAAUCCAAUAUUAGAGAUGUUGUUUGUGUUGACUGAUAAAUUAAUUCUGCAGAUUAGCACAAAUGCCGAUGUAAUCAACACGAGAGUCUCGAGUUAUGGAUUGCUUCUAAGUAUUCGACACAUCUUACAGACAAGAGAUAUGACGAAAAACAACAAAGAAUUUGCUGAUCUGUUCGAUAAUCUCGCCACGAUAUGUAUGAACUUAAAGGACUACGUAAUGCCGAUAGUUUGUAAUCCGUCUCCAGAAGGAUACUUACCAGAAGCUAGCGAAAUAAUAAAUGAAUCUGAUGAAUCCGUUAAAGCCCAAUCGGUUUUGGUUUAUGCAUGGAGGACAAUGAAAGAGAUGACACUUCUUUUAGCAGAAAUAAUACGACAGUCCAUCAAAUUCGAAGGGCAACUUACGAUGUUACCUGUCGACGUUAUCAUAAAGGUUGGAGAAUUUUUCCUUGACGUGUUCAUAGCUACAAAACAUAAAGGAGUUUUUGAACAAGCCUUCGUCGGAUUUAGUCAUAUUUGCGAUUCAUUGUGGGCGUCUUCUAAUUCUACAUUAAAUUGUCUUCCAAAGAAGUGGCUUGAAGAUACUUUAUUGCUUUGUACAGGAGAAACACCAUCUGAUAAAUUAUGUGCGACCAGAAGAAGUGCAGGACUUCCAUUUUUAAUUCUGGCGUUAAUUACUUCGGAACCAAUAAUCGAUAAAACUAGAUUUCACCAUUUCGUCAAAGGAUUAAUAAAAGUAACUAAUAAUCACGAAGAAUCUAAUAUCGAAUACAGGACACAUUGUAUGAACGUCUUAAGAGCUCUAUUCAGACAUACCAAACUAGGAGAAUUGGUGAUGGCAUAUAUUGCCGAAGUUGUCAUAGUUGCCAUUUCAGGUUUUCAGAGCGAUGCUUGGGGUGUAAGAAAUGCAGCAACAUUACUUUACGCUACACUGAUGACAAGAAUUUUUGGUGUCCUAAGAACUUCAGAUGGUGAAGAAAUAUCAGAAAAAAAUAAAUUGACAGUAAGAGUAUUCUUCAUGAGAUUUCCAGCUCUUUUCCAUUUUAUUUUGGAAACUCUGACAAUAGAAUGUACAAAAAAUGAUAGUUUAUUGUUACAUCCAGUGUUAUUGAUUUUAGGCCGGUUGUUUCCAUCGCAAUUUGAUGAUUUUAAUACACAGAUGGAACAAUAUGUACCACAUUUGAUUACAUGCCUGACAAACUCAGUCUAUCAAACUAGAGAUUUAGCAGCCUGGGCAACUAUAUCAUUCAUAUCAGCCGAUAGAACUGCUAAUCAUCUAAAUGCAAUGUUUGAUAAAUUGAGUGAACCGAAUGUAAUUGACAAUGAAGUGCAUGGUUGUCUUCUACAAGUUCUGUAUAUUAUCAAAUAUAAUUGUGAAGUGACUGAUUUACCUAUAAGUGAAUACCUUCAAAAAACUAUGAAAAUAUUAAAAUUAGUUGGAACAUCAUAUAGUCACUUGACGGCUUCCACGUAUAUGGAACUCAUCAUGGUUAUACUUAAAAAAUAUACGAAUUACGAAGACUUGGAAAUGUUAAAGAAUAUUGUCAGAAUUCUCUCGAAGCAGAUCACAUCGAAAGUAGUACCCAUAACGGCGAUGGGUAGAUAUUAUCAAAGGAGGAUGUCAUUACUUCUAUACAUUGUUAUAAACAAAUUUGAAGAAACUUCAUUGACGUAUUCAACAGCCGUCAAUCAAAUACUUUGUCAAAUUUAUGGAAGAGAUUUAGUAAUGAAAAUAUACAGUCUUAAUUUAUUUAUAUAUUUAAAUCAAUUACAAUCAGGUUUUAAGCACGCACUGUACCAAACAGAUGAAUUGCAGAUACCUAAAGAAAUCAUCGAACUGUGCGACAGCUUCGGCCGCCCAGCAGUCAUCAAACUUUUAACCCAAAGUCAUCAGUACGUGAAAUAUUUUUUAAAGGAAGAAAUAAAACACCAGCAUUAUAUAAGGGACGAAGAAAAAGUCCUUUUAUUUUUACUUCUUAAUUAUUAUCCUUGCGUCAUUCGGCGUUUGCAUUUGAGUAAUCAGGAAACGUUGAAUAUGUUCACGAGACUGUGCAACACCGAUAACGAAGAAUUAGUGAGCGCAGUGAUUACAUGCAUGAGUACGCUUCUAUUACAUUUGGACUACAGGGUGUUGAAAUAUGAAUCGUUGAUGCAGGUUUUGAUAGAAAGUGCUUCACCAGCUGCGAGUGAUUACAGAAGACUGGCUGUUUGUGAUUUUUUGUCUAAGAACUAUAUUUUAUAUUGCAACGAAGACAAUAUUCUGGAUGGUGAUGAUCUCCAAAUGAUGUUGAGUAUAGUAAUGGUUUUACUAGAGGAUGAUGAGCUGAUAGUCCGAAAUGCAAUGAGCGAAUUUGCUACAUGUCUAAAAGACAAAUUGUCUCGUGGUAGUGGUACUACCAAACAAACAAAAUCUGGUCAAAGAUGGGCGGUAAUACCAGAAAAGGCUAGAGAAGAUCUACUAACGUUAAGUUCCUUAAUACUUCCCAGAGAGAGGGCGAUAUGUUUUUUGUUUGGUUGGUCGUGUCGCUAUUUCCCCGAUCCUCUGGAUAACGAGACAUCUGAGGUACAGCUAUUUGAAAGGGGAGAACUGAAUACGUACGCAGAAAAUAACCCAUUCAUGGAAUACUGCAUUGUAGUUAUUAAUAGACUCCUAUGGAAUCUCGAAGACGGACUCUCCUACGAAGACAAGUCAAUAUUCAUAGAAGAACACACCCUACUGAUAACUACGAUUCUUCUAGAUGCCCUUACAAAAUAUCCAUCUCCGAUGAUGUUGUACAAAACCAAAUUAUCUGUGAUAUGUGCUUUAAAAUCCGCCAUUAAAUUUCUAGAACGGUUCGAUGUAAAUACAAAUUUUUUAGAUGAAUUUAGGACGUACAUGAAUGAUACCAUAUUUGAGUAUUUAACUAAACACGUUGUACACAACGAUUUGUUCAGUGUUAAAUGGGUUUUGAAGAGAAUUUAUGACCCUGUUUUGAAAACUAAUGUUUAAGUCUUCAAACAAACAAACCAGAUAUUGACCUUUAAUGUGAUUAUUUCAUUUUAUGGGUCCAAAAAGUUUUUCUUUAUAACCAUUUAAUCAAAAUUAUUGGCAAAAACUCAGUUAUUUCUGUUUGCUCUUGUAUUCAUAUUUAUUUUUGAAAAUUAACUGAUUAAAAAAAUGUUUCACAAAAAAUUAUGUAUCAAAAACUGGUACAUAUAUCCGCUUCUAAUUCAAUCAUUAAUAUUGGUCAAUCCUGGUCUAUCGAUGUUAAUAAAAAGUUGUAUAAAUUUCACGUUUUAAAUAUGUUGUGCAAAAUUGAGUGACUAAAAUAAUUAUUUAAAUACAAAGUUGAUCAUGAAUGGAAUAAAAAUAAUAACGUUUGUUGGAACAGCGAAGCCUUAUCUCUAUUUUUAUUUAUACUUUUGACGUGGAUUAUAUACUUUUUUAAGGAAA
Messenger RNA from Diorhabda sublineata, 6016 nucleotides. It is a transcript of the gene THADA, whose product is annotated as thyroid adenoma-associated protein homolog. Lineage: Eukaryota; Metazoa; Arthropoda; Insecta; Coleoptera; Chrysomelidae. The transcript has 21 exons. Gene Ontology annotation, cellular component: cytosol. Gene Ontology annotation, biological process: tRNA methylation. The record is from RefSeq and is a predicted model, not a curated record. Bases 131 to 5572 code for a protein of 1813 amino acids.